UCCCCUUGGUUGGAGGUUGCCCAAUACACAAAUUACGGGCCAGGGGUAGGUUUGUUGUUGCAGAAGAAAGAGCUAAACAAACAUUCAUUAAAAAAAAGUGAAGAUAAUAUUUCAGGGAAAGUGUCGCAUGAGCCCCAUGGACAAACAUUAAGAAAAAGCUACGUGCUUUCCUGUGUGGUGUUGCUGGGUGUUACUCUCCCUGCCAUGAGAGCUGACCAGGUCCCCAGCCACCCCUCCUUCUGCAGUUGAUGGAUCUGCAGCUGGUCUGGAGAUGACAGACAGCAUCAGGGCCUUCCUCCGCAAUGUUGCGACGGGGAUUAAGGACUCCAUUUUGGGGAUUGGAACUAUCUCCAAGCUGGAUGCCCGCAUCCAGCAGAAAAGGGAGGAGCAGCGGAGGAGGAGAGCCAGCGGGGCCCUGGCUCAGAGACGGGCCCAGAGUGAGGAACGUAAACAGGAGAGUGAACCCAAAUUAGCCAGUAGGAUUUUUCAGUGCUGUGCCUGGAAUGGGGGAGUGUUCUGGCUCAGUCUGUUCCUCUUCUACCGGGUGUUUAUUCCAUUGCUGCAGACUCUGACAGCAAUAAUCAUUGGUGACCCCUCUCUCCAUGGCAACGUCUGGUCCUGGCUGGAGUUCAUAUUGACCUCCGUGUUCAGUGCUCUCUGGGUGCUCCCUCUGUUUGUGCUCAGCAAGAUAGUCAACGCCAUCUGGUUCCAGGACAUAGCUGACCUGGCCUUCGAGGUGUCUGGUCGGAAAGCCCAGCCCUUCCCCAGCGUCAGUAAGAUCAUCGCUGACAUGAUCUUCAACCUCCUCCUCCAGGCUCUCUUCCUCAUUCAGGGUAUGGUUGUGAGUCUCUUCCCCAUCGACGCUAUUGGACAGAUGGUCAGCCUUCUCCACAUGUCUCUGCUCUACUCCCUCUACUGUUUUGAGUAUCGCUGGUUCAACCAUGGCGUUGAGAUGCACCAACGGCUGUCCAACAUUGAGAGGAACUGGCCCUACUACUUUGGCUUUGGUCUCCCCAUGGCUCUGUUGACUGCCCUCCCCUCUUCAUAUAUAAUCAGUGGCUGUCUGUUCUCCAUCCUCUUCCCUCUGUUCAUUAUCAGCGCUAACGAGGCCAAAACCCCAACAAAGCUAUACCACUUCCAGCUGCGCCUCUUCUCUCUGGUUGUGCUGAUUAGCAACAAGUUGUUCCACAAGACGGUCCACCUGCAGUCCUCCCUGAACUCGUCCAUCUCCGCCGAGAAGCUGCCUCCCUCUCCCCAAGCCUCUCCUGCCCGCCAGAGACCUCUGUCCACCCAGUGAUGGCCACCGGGGGGGGGGGGAACAACGACAAGGGAGCAGCUCUGCUCAGUAAACAAAUGGAGCAGUUGAUUCUGUCUGUGGAAGGAUCUCUCUCAGGACAGGAGGAGGAUGUUUGGUUUAAAGCUAGGUUUUAUUGUGAUUUUAACGAUUUUACUAUGGCCAAUUUCAUAUUAUUUUGGAGCACAGGUCAGGUGUGUUUUUAAUGUGAAUGACGUGUAAGGAGAUUUAACUGCUGUGUGCCUCACACUCAAACACACAGGAUUCUUAUAUCUUAUUCUCAUUAAAAUGUUUUAAGUUUUUUAUGUAUGAUGUGCCAUUUUAGUGCUUUAAAUUCAGCAAAAGCAGUCAUAUACAUUGUUUUUGUUCUGCUCUUUUUGAUUGCUACUCCAAUGUUUUGCUUGUUUAUUCUGUUUAUCACCCCGUGGCUGAUCCCAGACUGCUUUGUAUAAAACUCUUGAUGUGGAAGAGAAAAAGGAAAAGGGUUACAUUUUUGCCAGGACUCAUGUUAUGUUACUCUACAUUUUGAAUGACAGACAGAGCUUUAGACACUGGUCACACGAUCCUUGGUAUUCCUUUGUUUGAGGAAUCAGCACAGGGAUGCAGCCAGUGACUAGAUGUUCAUCAAAGCGUGUGUGACUAAAAUAAGCCCCUUCUCCAUUGAAGGGGGUGACAUGUUUGCGAUGUUCAAAAGUGGAGCACAAGAGUUGUGACAUGUACAUUUUUCUGUGUUGCAAGUGACAUUCCUUUCACACUGAUGGGACGUUGUCUUGUUAAUAAAUAGCUGUUUCUCUGUAAAGCCAGGGCGUCACUGAUACUCCUCUGGCCAGAAACCCAGGAAUAAUCUUGUGUGGUGAAAACAAAGGGAUACUUUUUUUUUUCUAUAAGUGCUUUCUUUAGACUAAUUGUAAUUUGUACACUUUUCAGCAUGGGAGCUGGUCUAAACAUCCCACAAAAAAGAGCAUCCUUAAUUAAUCCAAAUAUAUCACUGGUUGUUGUGUGUAAAGUAAGGCUAGCUGUUUUGAAUAAGCUGUUUUCUAACGUUGUGUAUUAGACAGACAGGUGAAGCUGUAUGACUCUGCUGCUUGGUCAGAUCAGAUGACACUGCCAAACUGCUUUAUCUACUACUUUGUUCGACUCACUUCUGUUUCGAUCAAUUGUACACAGAACACUGCAGUGUAGGUACUUGGAAGAUGUCACUGAGCUCCGUUCUGACUGAUUUUCUCUUGAAGGAAGAAAGGAAGGUGUAUAGUGCAGAAGCCCUCUGUGUUUAUGUUCCCCUUUGAGCAGUGGCAAAUCCAAAUGGGCUGUGAGGGAUUUUUGACAUAUCUCUUGGUUCUGAAUGUUCAACCAAAACCUCACCAUGAGGGUUACCAUCAAGCUUUUACCUAAUCUUAUCUAAUAGGUUGGGUGGGGGGCAGUAUGUAAUAAUUGUAAGUGCAUAGUAUUUAUGUGUCCAGAUUGAUAUAUGUGAGUGAGAUUUUGUAAAAGUAUUAUGCCUAAUUUCAAUAAAAUUGGUCAGUAUACACUA
Messenger RNA from Oncorhynchus nerka (sockeye salmon), 2825 nucleotides. Its product is annotated as etoposide-induced protein 2.4 homolog. Bases 272 to 1297 code for a protein of 341 amino acids. The record is from RefSeq and is a predicted model, not a curated record. Gene Ontology annotation, cellular component: endoplasmic reticulum. Gene Ontology annotation, biological process: macroautophagy. The transcript is spliced from 12 exons. Lineage: Eukaryota; Metazoa; Chordata; Actinopteri; Salmoniformes; Salmonidae.